Penaeus chinensis is the source of this 435-nucleotide messenger RNA. RefSeq lists its product as uncharacterized. NCBI's taxonomy places the organism in Eukaryota, Metazoa, Arthropoda, Malacostraca, Decapoda, Penaeidae. The coding region runs from base 1 to 435 and encodes 144 amino acids. The record is from RefSeq and is a predicted model, not a curated record. The transcript has a single exon.
AUGUACAAAGAGAGCGAGACAAUGGUCAGGUGCAUAGCGGGAACAACAGAGCCUUUCAAGGUAGAAGUGGGGUUACAUCAGGGGUCAGCGUUGAGUCCGUUCCUAUUUUCCAUCAUCAUGGACACCCUCAAAGAGAGCAUCAGGAAAGAGGCUCCUUGGAACGUGAUGUUUGCUGACGAUGUGGUGCUUUGCUGCGAGGAGAAAAUCGAGCUAGAGGAGGACCUGGAGAGGUGGCGCGAUAGACUGGAGAAGAGAGGAAUGAAGGUAUCAAGAGCGAAGACGGAGUACAUGUGCUUGAACAAGGUGUCCAGAGGAAGUAUACGAAUGCAAGACCAACAACUGCCAGAAGUAAGUGAAUUCAGGUACCUUGGUAGCACAGUACACUCGGAUGGUGGAGUAGAAACAGAGAUCAGCAGAAGGAUCCAAUCAGGAUAA